Hydra vulgaris (swiftwater hydra) is the source of this 3222-nucleotide messenger RNA. Its product is annotated as ribonuclease Z, mitochondrial. Gene Ontology annotation, biological process: mitochondrial tRNA 3'-end processing. NCBI's taxonomy places the organism in Eukaryota, Metazoa, Cnidaria, Hydrozoa, Anthoathecata, Hydridae. Gene Ontology annotation, molecular function: 3'-tRNA processing endoribonuclease activity. Gene Ontology annotation, cellular component: mitochondrion. The record is from RefSeq and is a predicted model, not a curated record.
UGGUAAAUUCAUUUUAUAUUAUUUGUCUUAAAUAGAGUUUUUAAAUAUCUAAUAAAUAAUGUCUCCUCAACUUCGACCAAGUAAAAAUGUUAUCAUGCAAGUUUUAUGGACAGGCAUUGACAGUUCUGUCCCAAGUCUCUAUAUAUUUACAGAUUCUAAAAAGUAUCUGUUUAAUUGUGGGGAAGGCAUGCAGCGAAUAUUUACAAGCAACAAAAUGUUGCGAUUUGGACGCCUUGAUACAUUUUUUAUGACUCGUCAUGAGUGGACGCAUAUGGGAGGACUUCCAGGAUUUGGAAUGACUUUGAGAGAUAUGAAAAGAAUUUUAUCUGAACAAAAUCAAAAACAUUUCAUCAACGAAGCUGUUAAAUAUGAUCAGAAGAUAAAAUCAACUCCAGAAAUAAUGGUGCAUGCUCCACCUAGUAUGAUAGAUGUAAUUACUGGAGCACAAACAUUUAUGCGGUUUGACAAUUCUGGUGUGAACUUUAAGGUUGAAUCAAGUUUUAAUAAAUGUUUCACAGAUGGAGAAAUGACAGUCUUUCCUAUUCUUAUUGAAUCUGAAAAAGAAGAAAAUAAGAGCCUAUCACAAGCUAUGAGCUAUCUUUGUCAAUUGCUUCCACUACCUGGAAAGUUUCUAAUUAAAGAUGCACUGAGACUUGGUGUACCAAAAGGUCCCCUUUUUGGUGCUUUGUCACGUGGAGAGAGUGUAACUUUACCUUGCGGUAAAGUGAUUAGUCCUGAGCAAGUAAUGGAGCCACAAGUAAAUGGUGUAACUUUUUUUGUUUUGGACUGCCCAACUGAAUUACAUAUAAAAAGUCUGCAGGAAGGUAUUAAACAAUAUAUGAAACUCAAAAGUUCUCCUCAUUUAGUAAUCCAUGCUGCUUCUAAAUCAGUUUGCAACUCCGAUUUUUAUAAAUUAUUUUUGCAAUGUUUUCCACCAUCUACACAACAUUUAUAUCUAAGUGAAUGUCAGCAAAGACUUUCUUCUGUAUUUGGUCCUCAACAUGAGAUGCAAAUGAAGCUUCAUCAAAUACAUCCUAUAUUUUUUCCUUUAAUUGAAUUGCAGGUUGAAAGAAGUCAAGUGGAAAGAAAUGGGUUAUUUAAUUUUUCAAGAAUUAAAUUGCGAGAUGUUAUGUCUUCUAUUGAAUAUGAUAACUCACAGACAAUUAGUGAAAUAGAAAUAAAUACUAUUCCCGUGGCUAAUAAUUUCAAGACAGAAAAUGAUUUUUUUAAUUCUGCCCAGUUGAAUAAAUCAAAUAAUAUCUUCGAAAGAGUUUCAAAUUUGUUUAGAAAGCGCAAAAGUAGUUCUAGUUCUUCUGAUGAGUUUUUGCCACCUAAAAAAAAUGACAAUCAGUCUUUUAAGGAGUACCCAAAAGUUGUUUUUUUUGGUACAGGCUCCUCAAUACCUUCAAAGCUACGCAAUGUAUCAUCAACACUUCUAUUUUUUAGUGAAGAUGAAGCUGUUUUACUUGAUUGUGGUGAGGAAUGUUAUGGCCAGUUGUUUCGACAUUAUGGAAAUAAAAUCACACAUAUAUUACGUUGUAUUAAAAUUAUUCUUAUUUCUCAUAUGCAUGCUGACCAUCAUCUUGGUUUGUUCACAUUACUAGACAAAAUGAAGUUAAUUGAAAAGGAUUCUGUCAUUCUUGUUGCUCCAGAAAUCAUGAUGAAUUGGCUAAACUGCUAUAAGCGCAUAGAUUUAAAAUCAUUAAAUUUUAUAUCUAAUGAAAAACUAAUGAGAGAUGGGGAAGUGCUUUUCAGAAACAUUCAUGUUCAGUCUGUAAAAGUUGACCAUCCUGGACAUGCCUAUGGUUUUGUUAUUUCUAAAGAUAGGUGUAAAGUAACUUUUUCUGGAGAUACUUUGCCUUCUAAUGAACUUAUUAAAGCAGGAGAAGACAGUACUAUAUUAAUUCAUGAAGCAACAAUGGAAGAUGAUAAAGCUGAAGAAGCUUUUUUAAAAAAACACAGUACAAUUGGACAAGCGUUUGUGGUUGCACAAAAGAUGAAGGCGAAAAAUCUUCUUUUAACUCAUUUCAGUCAACGUUACCCUAAAAUACCUAAUUUGAAUGACAUUAAAUCCAGUAUACCUUUUGUACUAGCUUUUGACCAUAUGGAGGUAUCCAUGGAUAUGAUUGAUGAAUUCGAAAGUAUUCUUCCCCAACUCAACUUUCUAUUUUCAACCGAUACUCAAGAAAUUCAAGAAGUUCAUGAAAAUGCACAAGUUAAAACUCAAAUAAAUGCACAAAAUAAUAUCCAUGAAGAUACUAUAAAAGCUUCUUAGUUGCUAUAUUUUUAUAUUGGCUUUUUUUUUUAUGUACUAUUUCUUUUAAGAAAAUUUUUAAUUUAAAGUAAUGAAGUUUUACUAUCUGUUAUUAUUCGAAGUAUUUAUUAAAUCGUUAAUUGUUAACAGUAAUAAUUAUAAAUCAGUCAAAAAAAUAUAUGAACUAAACAUCUAAAUUGGUGUUUUUGGAACUAAUAAGGGAGUAUCAUAUAAAAUUCAUCAAGUCCCAACAAUAUGUGGCUUUGUUAGUUUUUUAUGUUUGUUCUAACUGUAUUUAUGUUUUUUUUUUUUGUAAAUAUGUUAAUAGAAGCAGAUUUAGGAGGUUAUAGUUUAUCAUCUCUGAUCUAUCAGAAUAAUGUUACAUACUCAGAUCUAGGAGGUUAGGGUUUAUCCACAUUGAUCUAGGAGGUUAGGGCUUGCAUUUUAUGAAAUGAGUACAUAUUUUUUUGUUUUUUUGUAUUACAUAAUAUCUUGUAAUGUUUAGAUAACUUUUACUUUUUUAUAAAAAAGUUUUUGUCUAGUUUUUCAUUCUUUUUUUUUGUCUUUUAUACUCUCUAUUUUUUUAAUCUUCAAUCUUUUAUACUCUCUAGUUUUUUAAUUUUCUGUCUAGUUGUUUAAUGUUUUGUUCUAGUUUUUUAAUCUUUUUAUUUAAAAUAAAAACAAAAGCAUAAUGGGUAAUGAAGAUUUUCAGUCAGUUGCUAAGAAGAUCCAUUUGGAGAAAGCUAAGUAUCUUUAUGAAAAGACUUGCAUCAAUCUAAAACUAAUAGAAGAACAAAACCCUAACAUCCUUUAUUGCCCUACUAAAAUUGUUCAUCCAAAGUUCAAAGAUUUCAAACCUCUUGAUUUGGAAAGUUACUUAAGAGACUGGAAACUACUUAACAGUAAAAGUUGAAAAAACAAUUGUUUUCAAUGUUAUUUUUGAAAGUUAAAAAAUUUGCGUUGAGAAA